Molecule: messenger RNA, 801 nt
Organism: Sclerotinia sclerotiorum 1980 UF-70
Lineage: Eukaryota; Fungi; Ascomycota; Leotiomycetes; Helotiales; Sclerotiniaceae
Exons: 2
Coding region: 1-801 (266 amino acids)
Source: RefSeq, a predicted model, not a curated record
AUGGAAAACAAUAAACGCAUAUUAAGAUCCUCAAGCUCUGUUUCAAAAGUCUUAACAUCACUUCUACCAAACUCGAUGUCAAAUCUAGACCAACCAGUGAAUUUCAUUUCUGUGGAAAAGUCCCCAUCUCCAAAUGUGGACGAAAAGAUACAACUGGUACCAUCCUCAUCCAAAUUACGAAGUCUAGACCGAGCCGAAGUGACACUUCUUCGCAAGAAACAAUCUCGACUUACAGCUACUGCAUUAUCCACAUUCAAAAAUUUACCAUCAGGAACUCAUCUAUUGAAUUCAAUGAAAUCCACUUUGAUAUUCGCGCAAUAUGAGGCAGGAACAGCUAUAUGUAUUGAUCCAACUGGAUGGAUACUUACAUGUUCUCAUUGCUUUGGUGACACCGAAGACGAGUAUCGGAAAAAUCCACGUCGAUGGCUUUUAUAUUAUACCGGUCUUGCACUUGAAGUUGAAUGUCGUGUUUGGGAUCAUAAACGUGAUUUGGCAUUGAUGAAAGUUAUCACCAUCGAAGUCGAUGAUGAUAAUUCUGAAAAUAAUAUUCCGCACUUUUCAUUUGUGAAUUUGGCAGCCCAACUUCCAGAUGCUAAAACUCAAAUUAUAUGUAUCGGACAACCAGGAAGUGAUGAUUUAGAAUCUUUAAAUAACCGCAAGACAAAAUAUAAACUUAUAGAAGUAUCAGAAGGAUUAUAUCAAGGAAUGAUAUCUGAGAAAGAUCCUCAAGAUAACGAAGAGAUUGUGUUGGUACGAGAAGGAUACGGAAGACGUAGCACCCACGGAUUAUCUACAUAUUGA